UUGAGUCUCCAAGCAGUCGAAACCGAGUCCCCAGAAAUUUCCGAAAAGAAAUCCCAGAAAAAGUGAUUGAAAAAAAAAAAAGUCUCUCAUACCACAAACCCCCGAGUAAAUUUGAAUAAAUAAAAAAAUAAACAACCCCUAGGAUUCCGGUGAGUGGUGCGAAGUAGGGAUUGGGGUCGGUGAGAAGAAAAAUAAAAAAUAAAAAAAAAAUAAACAGAGGAAUUGAUUCGUCGAGGGGCAGUUGUUUGGGCGUCUGAGGGGGUGGUGAAAGGGCUAAAUCCACCUCACCCUCGGUUCCUCUGAUCUAUGGCGGGGUGUACAGGGGUCUACGACGUCCCAUAAAAUAUUCACUGACACAUUUUAAUUGACGAAGUGAAAUUCAAGAGAGAAGUGAUAAUACUCGGAUAAUUCAGUUGAGGGGGUGAUUCGCCUGUUUCUCCGGGUCAUUAUCAAGAUUUUAGGGGUGUUUAGGGGUGGUUUAAUAUGAUUACCAUGUAUACCGUUGCUGAGGAUCACAUGGGGGAGAGCGAGAUUGCACAGGUCAUAGCGUUCAUAUGUGGAGUAAUAGUGAUAAUCCUAAUGAUAAUGGGACUCGCCUCGAACGACUGGUUAAUGGCUAUUGGCUGGAGACAGGGUCUGUUUCGCCAUUGCAUAGACGAGGGUGCACCAACCCCACUGCCGUUUAAUGUCGCUGUAUCUGGUGCUGGUUGUUAUCCGGCUAGAGAUGUUGGAUACAUCAAAGCAGCUGCUGCACUCUGCAUUGUUUGUCUGAUUGCUGAUGCUGUGGCAACUGUUCUCACUGCACUCGGAUUGAGAGCCAAGGACCACAGGAACAAACACACCUACUACAGAUUUGCUGUUCUCUGCAUGGGAUUUGCACUCCUGGCGCUCCUCUUAGCUCUUAUUAUAUAUCCAGUGUUCUUCGCAGCGGAGCUUAAUUUAGGAAAUCGACCGAUAUGGGAGUUUGGUUGGGCUUAUGGUGUCGGCUGGGGUGCCGCGAUAUUUCUAUUUGGUGGUGUUGUCCUCCUCUUCUGCGACAAAGAGAGCGAGGAAAUUUACUACAAAGAGCGUAAAAUAGUUCGUGAAGAAGUAACCGGUGGUAACAAUACGAUGACAGGCCAUAGGAUUGGAGCCCAUGGCACAUUGAGAAGUGGUAUGACCCACGCCUAGUGGCAUUGUACCCUGCCCGAUGUUGUUCUCUAGGUGAAAUUCAUAUAUUUUUCAUUAUUUAUCUCUGAUUUUUGAAUUUUAAUUUGAAUUUCAUUGAGCACGGAACCCCCGAAAAAUUGAAAUUUAUGAUGAAUAUUCAGAGAACUUUACGAUGAGAACUGCCAUUGCUGCGCCACAGGUUAAUAAAUCAUUUUUUGUGUAUUUA
This is a messenger RNA of Fopius arisanus, 1375 nucleotides long. RefSeq names its product transmembrane protein 47. The record is from RefSeq and is a predicted model, not a curated record. Gene Ontology annotation, biological process: cell-cell adhesion. Gene Ontology annotation, cellular component: membrane; cell-cell junction. The coding region runs from base 484 to 1170 and encodes 228 amino acids. Lineage: Eukaryota; Metazoa; Arthropoda; Insecta; Hymenoptera; Braconidae. The transcript has 4 exons.